Messenger RNA from Entamoeba dispar SAW760, 984 nucleotides. Its product is annotated as serine/threonine protein phosphatase PP1, putative. The record is from RefSeq and is a predicted model, not a curated record. Lineage: Eukaryota; Evosea; Mastigamoebida; Endamoebidae. Bases 1 to 984 code for a protein of 327 amino acids. Gene Ontology annotation, molecular function: protein serine/threonine phosphatase activity. Gene Ontology annotation, cellular component: nucleus; cytosol. The transcript has a single exon.
AUGUCUCCUCGAAUUGCCUAUUCUUUGAUUCAAUCUUUAAAAACUAAAAUUCUUCCUAAACAGGAUUUUAUCAGACUCACUCAAUGGGCUACUAGAACCAUGAAAAUAAGACCGUCAUUAGUUUAUAUUCCUACACGUCUUCCAACUACUGUAAUAGGAGAUAUUCAUGGACAAUAUGAAGAAGUUAUACAAGUAUUUUCACAAGGAAUAAAUAAUCGUCAAUACUUAUUUAAUGGAGAUUAUGUUGAUCGAGGUAAACAAGGAAUUGAAGUUAUUACAGCACUAAUGGGAGCACUUUGUUCUUCACCAGAAACAAUAUUUCUUGCACGUGGUAAUCAUGAAGACCCUGAACUACAUUGGAUGUAUGGAUUCAAAAAUGAAUGUUUAGGUAAAUAUGAUACUGAAACAUAUCAAGUUAUUUGUGAAUUUUUCAAAUCACUUCCUUAUGCACAUGUAAUAGGUACUUCUGUUUUUGUUGUUCAUGGAGGUAUUCCACCACAACCAAUUACACUGAAUGAUAUCAAUAACUUACCUCGAGGAAAUAUUUUUAUGCAAGAUGCCAAUAUACCAGAGUUAGCAGCAAAUUUACUUUGGUCAGACCCUCAAAACAAUGAAGGUACUUGUAGUUCUAUUCGUGGCAUUGGAUGUAAAUUUGGUCCAGACAUUGUUAAUCGUUUCUUAAGUGAUAAUAAUUUGUCAUUAAUUAUAAGAAGUCAUGAAGUUAAAACUCAAGGAUUUGAAUAUACAGACAACCAUAAAGUUCUUACUAUAUUUAGUGCUAGUCAUUAUGGAGGUGGAAAAAAUAAUGCAGCUGUUGCACAAGUUAUGUUUACUUCUAACUUUAGGUCACCAAAAGUUGAUAUUGUUGUAUUAGGUCAUAGAGUAUUGCCAGUAAAUUCAGAAACACCCCACCAAGUAAUAUUAGCAAUAUUAGCAAUUAUUUUUAUUGUUCUUGUUGAUUAUUUAAUGGUGAUGCUUUCAUAA